UUUCUAGUUUCGUAUUCUGGUUUGAGAGUUUGUCAAUUGCAACAUGAUGGCGGCUGGAGGAGGUUUUACGUUUGGACUAUCUCCAGCUCCAGCAUUCGGUGCCACAAGCACAGGAUUCGGUGGUGCUAGCCAAGGAACUACAAGUGGGUUUUCCUUUGGAGGUUCUACCAAUGCUGCACCUGCAACUGGUGGUUUCUCUUUUGGCGGUGCUACCAAAACGACAACAGCUGCAACUGGUGGUUUCUCUUUUGGCAGCGCUGCCAAAACAACUGCUGCCACUGGUGGAUUUUCCUUUGGUUCUUCCACACCGUCUUCAAGUGGAUUUGGUGCUACUCCUAGUACAGGGUUUUCUUUUGGUGUAUCACCAGCCACUACUACCACGGUCCCAAACCAGGGAGCAACUGCAACAGGUUUUUCCAUGGGUGGACAAACAGCAACUCCGGCUCCAGCUAUGGGAGGAUUUUCUUUCAACACGCCAACUUCUAACCCAGCACCAACAGGAUUUUCCUUAGGCUCCUCUGGUACAACUGGUUUCGGAACAACCAGUGGCGGAGGUUUUAGUUUCGGAACUCCUGCAGCUACAACAGCAGCAGCAGCUACAAGUGGGACAACUGCAAAUACUGGGUUCUCUUUCGGUAAUCCAGCUUCUACUGGAGGGUUUGGUAACCCGGCGUCUACCGGAGGGUUUGGGUCAUUUGCUGGAACAGCAGCACCACCACCAGCAGCAACAACAACAACUGCUAGUAAUUGGCUUCUUGGUGCAAAACCACAGAGCACUGUAGCUCCAACUACUAAUACACUAGGAUCUGGUACAACUGGAAGCUUCUUUGGGCAACAGCCAACUACCAGUGGUCUUGGAGGUUUUGGAACUACAACGACAACAUCAUCACCACUAUUUGGAAAUUUUUCUUUUGGUAAAACAACAGCUGCUACAGGUCUAACAAGCACCGCGCCUGCAACUGGUUUUUCUUUCUCUGGUUUGAGUGGUCCUGCAACUACCAGUGCUGGUUUUGGUGUGCAAUCUUCAACACUUGGAGGCAGCAGUGGCUUCGGUCUUGGAACUUCAGGUUUUGGCUUGUUUUCAACCACAACAAGCACAACAUCUAUUACAGGCAGCAUUCCUAGUUCUCAAAUAGCUUCAAAAGGCUUGGGCGGUGUUGAUCCAAAAGUGUCCAUUGCAGCUUCAGAUGGAACUGGACCUAAUGGUAAACAAGCGAAUUCCAAAGUUUUGAAAGAAACACAAUUACCACAGCAGCUGCUAGUUUGUGUAGAACCCCUAAAAAAAUAUAUAAAAUCAGAGAAAGCUAUACGAGAAAACAUUUCUCGAAUGUCUACAAAAUCUAUGAUAAAGGUACAGACAGACCUAACAGCAUUGCGACAGAUCCUUGGAAGUGUGUCUAAUGGUGUACAGAGGAAUGCUGUGUUGAUUGAAAAACUGAAGAAAGAGUCAGUACAGGAACUGAAAAAUACUGAAAUGGGUCAACGAACAGAAGAUAUGUCUGCUGUUCUUCAAGACGAGAAUGUUGCCCCAACUGAAUAUUUUCAGAGUCUCUUUGAAGAUUUUGAAAUCCAGAUGAAAGCCUAUAAAGGUGAAAUCCAGAACUUGGAGAGUCACAUCCUUUCCCUACAUCAACCAAGUAGGCUCUCUCCUGAAGAAUUAACAAUGUUGCUUCACAAAUCACAUGAAAAUUUCCUUGCACUUGCAGCCCACUUUCACCAAGUUCAUGAAUCUGUAAAAACUUUAAAAGAGAAAUACCUGAAUUAUCGACGUAUAUUCCUCGGAGACACGAAAGAUGUGUUUGAAAGCAAACGGAAGUUAACAAAACGUUUGGAGAUUCCCGGCAUUGAAUCUCAGCAAGGACCAAACCCCUUCACAGGGUUCCCCAGCACCACUGCAAUUGCUCUUGCCGCUGCUCUUAGUCGUAACCAACAGGCUCCUUCUGGACCACCCAAUAUUGGUCUUGGUACAAACACUCUUGGUCAACACAGGUGUUUUGGUACCCCAUUCAAUAAUCAGGGUAGUUUGUUUGGAAAUGCAGGCACUGGCACUACAUUUGGAACAAAUAUGAACAAUACUAGUCUAUUUGGAAACACUACUGCCAAAACAGGAUUUUCAUGUUUUGGCCAAGGCUCCACUAGUGGCUUUUCCUUUGGUUCCAAUACUGCUGCUGUGAAACCUCUAGGAACGAUCCUCAACACACCAGGAAGUCUAUUUGGUACAUCAGGAAGCACAACAACACAGUCGGGGCUACUCGGUACACAACCCAACACUGCAACUGGAGCAACAUUCUCAUUCAAUAAUCUGUCGACAACGCAACCCAACUUUGGAACCGGAGAUGGACAACAGUUAGCUGGAGGCCAGAACAGAGCUUUUCAAUUACAAAAACCACCUCCACCAGCCAGUAAGCGAGGCAAACGGUAAUGUUUAACAAUGUAAAGCUGAGCCAGCUGACAAAGCACAUUUUGUACAUACAUAAAAAAUGUUUGACUAUUUCUACUAUCAUCCACAUUAAUAAUUUAAUAAUACACUGAAUUCUAACUUUGUUUUUAAGAUAAUUAUAUGUAAAAGUAAAAAAAAAAAAAUACAAUACUUUUCUGUGUUAUUUUUAUAUUUAAAAACAAAAUUACUCAGACAUUGUAUCUUCUUCCUCACGGAAUCCAUUUGACUUCAUCUGUAAUUUUUGCCAUUUGUCAUUAAACAUCUCAACAAUAAAAACAACUUUUAACAACA
Octopus bimaculoides (California two-spot octopus) is the source of this 2731-nucleotide messenger RNA. RefSeq lists its product as uncharacterized. Gene Ontology annotation, molecular function: structural constituent of nuclear pore. NCBI's taxonomy places the organism in Eukaryota, Metazoa, Mollusca, Cephalopoda, Octopoda, Octopodidae. Gene Ontology annotation, biological process: nucleocytoplasmic transport. Gene Ontology annotation, cellular component: nuclear pore. The record is from RefSeq and is a predicted model, not a curated record.